UUGUGCAAUGUUUGCAAGGCUGGUUUGGUUCCUCAAGCUUUACCUGCUCGGGGUGUUUACUGCUGUUCGCUGACAAGACCCAAUAUAGGAAAGGAAGCAGUUUUGAUUUGUGUGUUUCUCUAAAUCGCCGUGACGCCUUUAGCAACAUGCUGGUGUUUAGUGUGCGCCUGUAUGUGGCUCUAAUUGGAAGCACUGCUCUUGAGAUUAUAUCAGCUGUAGCUCUUUCAGUGACUCAAGAAUGAACAUGUAUCCUGUGGAAUAAUGGCGAUUAGUCAAAGUAAAGGAAGUUGAUCUUAGCUGACAAAUACGAUGGAUAAUCGACGGAAAAAGAAGCUGACAUUCUUCACCAUCGGGCUUAUGUUUCUGCUGAGCGGGAUCGAAUAUGCUGUGAUAUUGCCCACAAUAUGGAGGUACUUGCAGACUUUGAACGCAGCACCGUACUUUCUGGGUUUGGCCCUGUCUGCAUUCAGCCUCAGUGGUCUCCUGUCAGGUCCGCUGUUUGGCCAUUGGUCUGACAGAACAGGAACUACAAAGAAGAUCAUCUUGUUUGCCAACCUUUUUGAGAUAGUUGGUAAUUUCAUGUACUUUAUGGGUUUCUCCAAAUGGCUGUUACUGUCAAGCAGACUGGUGGCAGGCAUUGGCACGGGUGCUGGCUCAGCUAUCUUUGGCUUCCUGACCAGAAGCACUUCCCCUGAGGAUCGAGCAACAGUGUUUGCGGCUGUCAUGGCAUGUCGACAAGCUGGCCUCCUGAUUGGUCCAGCAUUUAACAUUUUCCUGAGGCUGUGUGAUUUCAGUAUGGGCCCUUUUGUGGUCAAUAAAUAUACUUCACCAGGGUUGUUUAUGUGCCUACUGUGGCUUCUCCUUCAACUGGUAGUGAUCUUCAUGUACUGGGAUCUACCACCUCUAGAUAGAGGAAAGGCCAAUGUGAAUUCAACAAGUCAUAACAAAGAGGAGGAGAGUGAGCAAGGGCUUGCAGAAGAUGAGAACGAUGAGGAAAAGCCACUCAUGCACUCCCAGGAACUGAUGGGCUCCUACGGCUCAGUGGUGACAAGUAACUCCCAGUUAAACAACAACUGUGCCGUCUCCAGUGCCACACUCAAUCAUAUUUCUCCACCCCUCUCUCCUGAGCCAACCGAGCCCAAUGAGUCCUCCAACCCCUUUAAGAAUUUCAGUAUAUCAAGAGAGUUCCUGAGAGAAGAGGUGGUUGUCCUGCUGGCUGCUCAGUUCAUCACCCUUUUCAAUCAGACCGCACUGGAGACUAUGGUGACUCCAAUGACACAGAGGUACUUUGGUUAUGGAGAGCUGGAGAACAGCGUGAUGUACUGUCUCUGUGGUGUCGAGGUGAUCGCUGGCUUCCUGUUUGUGCGCUGGCUGAGUCGGCGUGUUGCUGAGCGGGUGGUCCUGGCCAUCGGUCUGACCAUCUGUAACAUCUCUGGUGUCUGGUGCCUCAUCUUCUUGGCAAACCCUAUAGGUGGGUUUCCAUGGCAGCUGACGGAGUUCAUCAUUGGAGUGUUUUUGCAGGUUUUAGGUUUGCCAUUUGUAGCUGUGGCUCAGGUUUCCCUUUUCUCCAAAGUUACUGCUGAGAAAACACAAGGUUUCAGUCAGGGAGUGCGACGGUCAGUGGGAGGUCUGGCCACCAUCCUGGGCCCUCUGUGGGCUGGUGGUCUCACAGAGAACAUGUACAUCAUGAUGGGGGUGAUGAUGGCACUGCUGGCUAUGCUAACGUUGAUGCUGGCUUUUUCAUAUGAGCGACUGGUUGCGCCAACUGCAGAAGUACACGAGGAUGACCCUGAGAACUGUGGCCAACCAGCAAUCAGCUGAUACAGAGUGAGAAACAGAAGUGCAUGAUGGGAGUCUCCCAAUCCUGCCCCUGACCGUCCAUCCUCACUUUCACUUUCUGCGUUGGGACCAUCAUGCAGGGUGAAAACACACUCUAGCAGCUCACAUCUCACCCUCUCCUGAGUGCUCACCUGAAGCUUGAACCUGUCAGUUUUUUGGUUGCAGAGGCCGGUUAAAGUACUGAUCUGGUGUAAAUGUAUAUUUCCUAUGGAAAUAUCAAAUCCUGCUGACCCAAUGUGAGCAGACUUUGAAUGAAGACAGAGCUCAUCCUUUCAUGUUCUACACAGAAUACUGAGUUGUGCAUCACACAUUUAGCUUGUUUUUGUGCAUGUGCAAUACGAAUAUUGCAGUUAAAGAAUUGUUCUGUUAAGGAACAUUAUAUAAUAGAUUCAUCCUUUAUGCUUGAGAUAUAUUUUUGGAAAAGACGCAUUCAACAUAUGCAUCAGCUAACUGAAAUAAAAAAUGGUUGACACUAACCAAAGAAAUGUUUUAAUCUGUAAUAGCUAUGUUUUGUAGAAAAGCAGAAUUUAUGGUCCCUUUAAAGGGAAAUACUGAAGUUACUGUUCACCUUCAUGAUAGAUCAUUUAAAUCACAACUUUUCAAAGUCUGAUAGAGCCCUUGUUGACCACAUGGAAUUAUUUACAGAACAAAAUAGGGAGUUUAUUUGUUUUUUCCUUUAGUUGUAUUUCUUCACUUCAGUCCUUGACUGUGUGCUGUGUUAAUACCUUAAAUAUUCUUGCGCCAGUAGUAUGUCAUUUCAAUGUCAAAAUUGUUAUUAACACUAAAGUGGGUUUAACAUUUGAAACGUAGCAGUAAUGUAUUUAUCUUAGGAACACUAAGUGCACAUUGCUUUGAAAUUAAGAUUGUUAAAAAUUAAGAAAGGUUGUUUCACAACAAAAUCUACCAACUAGUCAUUCUUUUUGAUAUUACAAAUAAAAAAUCCAAACCUUGUAUAUUUAAAACACAUCACUUUUAUUAAUCAUGAAUGAAAAACGGCACAUUCUUGCACAUUCUAUACUGAUGUAGGAUCCCUUUUUAACACUAGUGGGCGCUCCAACUCUUUGUAACAAAGCUAAUUCUUCUCAGGACUUUUUGCCCAGCCUUGAUGUGUGCUGUCAAUCUCAGUGAAACUCACAAGGCUGAGCAGUUUGAUCAAUGAAAAAGCUUGAUCAAUAUUUUAAUUUGGACAAAGCUGUAAUAAGAUUAUGUUUAGUAUUUUUUUUUGUAUCUUUUUUUGUUUGUUUGGUUGUUAUGUUUUUUUUUAAACUCCCAAAGACCAGAAGUACUUGGAAAAACAAUGGGUAUUUAUUGUUUAUUUGUUUUAUAUUUAUUUAUAAGUUAUGUUUUUGGCACCUAACAUGUUCAUUAACCUCAUUUACUCAUUGUCACAAUACAAGAUAAAGAUAAGAUAAAGAAACAG
Molecule: messenger RNA, 3259 nt
Organism: Cheilinus undulatus (humphead wrasse)
Lineage: Eukaryota; Metazoa; Chordata; Actinopteri; Labriformes; Labridae
Gene: mfsd8l1
Product: major facilitator superfamily domain containing 8-like 1
Exons: 12
Coding region: 310-1821 (503 amino acids)
Biological process (GO): transmembrane transport
Molecular function (GO): transmembrane transporter activity
Source: RefSeq, a predicted model, not a curated record